Lingula anatina is the source of this 2607-nucleotide messenger RNA. Its product is annotated as integral membrane protein 2B. NCBI's taxonomy places the organism in Eukaryota, Metazoa, Brachiopoda, Lingulata, Lingulida, Lingulidae. Gene Ontology annotation, biological process: negative regulation of amyloid precursor protein biosynthetic process. Gene Ontology annotation, cellular component: Golgi apparatus; plasma membrane; extracellular exosome. Gene Ontology annotation, molecular function: amyloid-beta binding. The record is from RefSeq and is a predicted model, not a curated record.
AAUCUGACAGCCAUUGUUGAUGUAAAUGAAGAGCGUUGUUUCGUUCUUCCCCUGGAUCGCAGUGUGGUGUCCCCACCAAGUGACUUCCUGGAUCUCAUGCUGAAGUACAUGAAUGGUGCCUAUACCCCCAAUGUGCGCAAGAUCCGCCGUGAGUACCAGGUCCAGUACCCCAAACUGGAGGACCUUAGUCGCCUUGGCUGGUACAUACAGAACCAGUGCUUCUCUUAUGACACAUACCGCCUUGUGGCUUCUGGUGAGACCCAGACACAUCACCCCCUGUUGGGAGGAGAUGAUGGACACAGACCCUCUUGGCUGGCCACUACAAAGCGCCCCCUGUUGGGUGCACCUGACGGCCACCGCCCAGCAUGGCUAGGACAUCAUCAUGACAGAGAUGGACACAGAAGACCACAUGGGCACGACAUGCAUGGAAUGCGCAACAAGAGAAGUGUGAAGAAAGACUUCAAGGUGGCCGUCAUUGAAGGCACCAAGGCAGUGGUAGAAUAUGCUUUCAAAUUUGAGUAAUCAAAAAGAGAAGUUAGAAUCAAGUACUUCUACUAGAACUAUUUACUAACUCAUUUGCACAUUUCUAAGAGCUGACUACAAAAUAGGUAGAAGUGGUCUCAGCAACUUCAAGUCAUUCCUUAACAUUUUAUGAUUUUCGGUGAGGAGUGAUAUAUGUAUUUUGAACAGACAAAAAAGCACAGGCUUAAUUUCCUUGGAAUAUUGCAAAUAUUGUUAAAACAAAAAAAAGAGACAAAAUAAUCCCAAGCACACAUUUGAUGAUAAUAUCUCCGAUUUUGUGCCACUUAGAUUGGAUCAAAGCUCUAGCCUCUUUGUGUAAAUGUCACUAUAUAUUUUAUUACAUCACUUGAUUCUGGUUGACUGUGAUAGGAUAGAAAAAACUGUCGUUAUGGAGACUCUAUGGCCAUGGGGUCAUUGCUAUGGAAACUACAGGAUAGAAAAACUGUUGUUAUGGAGACGCUAUGGUCAUAGGGUCAUUGCUAUGGAAACCACAAGGUUGUUGGGCUGUUCCAAACAUUCAGAUAGAAAUGCAUUAUUUCUCUAAGAAGGUUCACAUUUUAUACUUUAGAGUGCUUUGUUUGCUGGAAUAGUUGGCAUAGCAGAUCACUUUUCACAUUUCCAAGGUUCACACUCAUGUUUUUGAAAAAAAAAAUUCAGAUUUUUUUUUUCUCCGCAAGAUCCGUUGUUUGCCCUAAAAAUGAUCAGGCCUUGAGUUCUUCAAAACAACUGAAUAUUUCCAUCUUAACAUGGGUAAGUGAGGGAGAGCAGGCCAUACAACAAAACCCUUGAUCAAAUAAUUUUGCCUACACAACAUUCUUUUCUUGUUUUUAAAACAACGUUCAAGUGUUGAUGUCUCAAAUUUUAAGGCUGCUUGCCAGCUCAAUCUAAUGCACAGGGUAUCUACGCUCCCUCUUUGUAUACCAGUGAAAUAUGAAUUUGUAGGUCUGGCGUUGCCAUUUAAUUGUCAUUUUUAUUCAAAAUUUUAUUAAUUUGAACAACAACAGUUAAAUAUUGUCUUAACAGUGACUUUGUUAGUCUUUUAUCUAUAUAGCCAUAGCAUUUGAAAUAACAGUAAUUGUUCUCUUGAUUUAAGGACAUUUUCAUACUGUCUAAAGUCAUUAUUUUGGUACGUAUGGUUUGUAAAUUAAAAGUAAUCAGUGACCUUGAUAUCUGGGUUUGUAUCUUGGCGGUAAGUUAAACAAUUCUCUCUGGUGUGUUUUCUAAAUGCGCAAGUACGAAAGCUCGCUGUGACCGUCUAGUUAAAAGGUGAGUGCGAGCUUGGAAAAGCAGUGAACAUGAUGGGUGCCAAAAUAUGCAUCACAUGAUUUCGACAUCAAAUUUAGCAAAACUCUAAGUGUGAAAUUAAUAUUCAGGUAUAUAAGACAGAUAUUGUUUUCUUGCCUAAGAAUAUAGCAAUUGUAUCAGAACAGCCCAUUCUGCACAGUGAAUUUGUAUAUAAAUCCACUUAUGAUAUUAAUACCCGGAUUUUUGAUUGUUGUAAUGUCUAUCUCUUUACGUAAUAUUAACAUUUUUAGAUCUUUUUUCACUCCAGUAUCAUUCAUGAUAUGUGUUGAGGUCAUGAUUUCAGUGUAAAUUUUCCAACAUCCAUAGACUUGAAAAUUUAUUGAUCACUUCAAGUAACUGUUCUAAAUAGUUGUAUUUGGAUUGCCUCAAUUUAGCAGUUUUUAUGUGAAAAAUAAAAAUGUAAUAUUUUUCAAAACUAUUUAAGAAGGGAAAAGUAGAAAUUUCCUUUGUGGAAAUAUUUGGAUACCGCUUAAAGAAAGUAACCAUUUUCUUUCGGUUCAAAAUUCAGUCCAGGUUUAAGUUACUGAAAUCGGUCUUAAAUUUGAUUAGCUAAAUCCAUAUAAUAUCUAUAUCAAAUGCAUUAUAUAAUAAUAUAUAUAUUAAUAAUAAUACAGGAAGCCAUAAAUGUUCUUUACAAUUUGUUUGAUUCUCUUCUUCACAUUAAAUACAAGUUGUUGCCAGUUACGACUGGUAUGCUUUGAUAAUCCAGGAUUUUUCUAGUUGAUAACAUCAGUGCAACUCUGUAACUUCUUCAAGCUAAUAAAGUGAUUUCUGAUGUGA